GCGCUACGGCGUGGUAGAGGGACGGUUCUGUUUCGAAGGAGGUUCUCACUGCGGCAAAGGCGAAGGUCUGCACAUGCUCAUCACGGAUCAAGCUCAAGACAUCACCGAUUCAUUCGACCUCGCCGCUCAAGGGAACCUUUCUUUACAGAGAACACCGAUGUCACGAAAAGGUAUUGGGAGCAAGACAAGACCCAACACACGCAUGUCUGACUUUAACACAUUUGAUCCAUCAAUUCCGGAUACAUCUAGCGGUUUAUAUGAGGAAAACUUCUUUGGAGAAGACUGCGGGGGAUCAUCAUCCUACUGGCCAUCGGACGAAAGACGAAAUUACGAUAACAACGAUUUUAGAUGCUCCACCGAAAUGGAUAUUGGAAAACCGCCUUGGAGCGGAGCAGAUCACGUCACUUUAGAACGCUGCUACAAUUGUCUCACAAAGCUUGGUGCGAUUUCUCGAUCUUCAACAGUAGCUCUAACUCCUGGCACUACCUUUAACCCAGCUUGGACAAUGGAAGCUGUUCCAGAAAGCAACUCCGAUAAUUCAUCAAACAGUACUGAAUAUUUAACUCCAAGAGCUAUAACAAAACUAUAG
This is a messenger RNA of Manduca sexta (tobacco hornworm), 589 nucleotides long. RefSeq lists its product as uncharacterized. NCBI's taxonomy places the organism in Eukaryota, Metazoa, Arthropoda, Insecta, Lepidoptera, Sphingidae. The record is from RefSeq and is a predicted model, not a curated record. The transcript is spliced from 2 exons. The annotation marks the transcript as partial. Gene Ontology annotation, molecular function: protein kinase binding. Gene Ontology annotation, biological process: positive regulation of protein tyrosine kinase activity; neuromuscular junction development.